AUGCUUUGUCAACUGUUGCUCAUAUCUUCUAUAUCAUUACUAUUCAGAUUAACUUAUGCCUAUAGAAUUUGUUCUAAAGAAUCAAAUCCUACAAAUUAUCUGUUUCUAAAUAUUUCUAGCCAACUGAAAAUUCCAUUAAUACCAAUUAAUUGUUUUCAAUGUCAAAUAGCACACCAAAUUGACAUUCAGCUGAUUGACGAACAACAAUUUCUUGGCAAUCGAACUAUUCAACGCAUGAAAAUUCUUCUGAAGAAUUUCGAAAUUGAGGAUACAUCUUAUAUUUGUUUGAUAAAAACGUGUCCGAUCAUCGUGGAAUACGGAAGUGAUUCUAUACUUUUGAAUAUCACUUCACCAUUAUUCUCCCAUGUAUUUCUAUCAAUGAUCUAUUUGAAAGAUGAUAGCCAGUCGAUAUUAUGUUCGAUUUACACCCGUUUCGCUCUUAUUCCAUCCAAUUCACCAUUGACAUGUACAGAAAAAAUUCAUCUUCAUCCACGAAAAAUGAGUCUCAUCUUUGCACAAAUAAGUAUCUAUGAUUGUCGAGCAGAUACCUUCAAAAACAAUAUCUAUCAAAACUCGAUUCAAUUUCAACACACGAAUAUUCCUGUUCCUAAUCAAACGAACACAAUGAAAACUUCCGAGAAUCCAUGCGAAUACUUCUUCCAAAAUAUCGCUUCUUUGCCAAAUAUGACAUCAAUCCAAACAGACGAACUACUUACAAAAGUAACAAUCUAUCCAUUACUUAAUUCAUGGAAUAGAGAUUUGCAAACGUUCGAUGCAUGUCGUACAAAAUUGAUCCCAUAUCGAGAAAUGUCAUUUACCGAUGAUAUUAUUGGUAUUCGAAAUAUUUACAUUGAACCAGGAGAAACGAUUCAGAUGCGAUGUCCAAUCGAUGGUUCAGAAGAAUAUUUGAAAUAUACAUGGUACUACCAGCGAUAUCGACCAAAAUAUGAAAUAUCCCAUAAUCGAACAAUUGUAUUCACUAACAUUACUGAGCAAAUUCAAGGUAAAUAUAUGUGUAUUGGUGAUGAUGGAAAUGAAGUGUUAGAAUUCGAAAUGAUGCUGCAUGUAUUACAAGUGAAUAGAACGAAUACUAUCUAUCUUCACCCGAUAAUUAUAAUGUUUUUCAUUACUCUUCUCAUUCUGUUCGGUGUAAUAAUCUCAGUAAUUGUAUGUUAUUCAUUGAAGCAACGCUGUUCACCAUCUCGAACUUGCAAUUAUCCCAUAAACAAGUGUAAAUCUCUCACUGUCCAUCAUGACGUGACAGUAACCAUCCAACAAUCAUUCGAUCAACAGAAGAUCAAUUCGUUUUGGAAUCAAAUGCCAUAUUACACGUUCGAUUAUAUUGACCAUCAACCAGUAUAUUCGUCGCCUUCCACAGAUACUUCAUCGUGGAUAGAGACAUCGAAUUCUGACCUGCGACAAGAACAGAUCGCUCAUCGAUUUUCUACGCGCCAACGAAACGUGAACGGUCAACCACCAACACAACUAGCCAUUCAACUAUCAUCCAAUAGUGAAAUAACUCAAAUACCUUUAGCAAAAUCAACGCAAAUAUCGGAUUCAUUUCAUGAAAGUACUAUUGACCAAUCUGACGAUGUGCAAAUACUUCAUAUAUCCGUCCCAUUCUUGAAUUAUCAUCCAACGGUUCAAUCGAGCAGUUCGAUCAUUUCAUUUGAUAGUCAAAUUGAAGUUGAUCAGUUCAAUCGAAUGACUUCGCUGUGUAUGGAUAAUGAAGCAUUAUUAGCUGAUAAACAAUAA
Molecule: messenger RNA, 1755 nt
Organism: Adineta ricciae
Lineage: Eukaryota; Metazoa; Rotifera; Eurotatoria; Adinetida; Adinetidae
Source: the annotation of a GenBank genome assembly